Molecule: messenger RNA, 2938 nt
Organism: Enhydra lutris kenyoni (northern sea otter)
Lineage: Eukaryota; Metazoa; Chordata; Mammalia; Carnivora; Mustelidae
Product: anti-Mullerian hormone receptor type 2
Exons: 10
Coding region: 890-2578 (562 amino acids)
Biological process (GO): BMP signaling pathway; cellular response to growth factor stimulus; protein phosphorylation
Cellular component (GO): plasma membrane; signaling receptor complex
Molecular function (GO): transforming growth factor beta receptor activity; ATP binding
Source: RefSeq, a predicted model, not a curated record
AUUUUUUUCAGUAUUUGACUCAAUAUGAUUUUUAAAAUUUUGGUAACAUAAAAUUUUACCAUUAUACCCAUUUCCAAUGUGACUUUUUUAAACUCUGAGAAAUUUUAUAUAACUCUUUUCUGAUUCUGAAGUUUGGAAACUGAGAUCAACUUUAGUCUGUGAAGCCUCUCUUUGCGGAGAGAGCUGCACAUCUGAGCCCUGAAAAGAAGGGAUCUUGGGCACAGUUGAAUCCCUCAGUUGACCUCACUCUGGUUUCUAGCCUAGAAGGGCUGACAGGAUCCAGCACUUUCUUCCAGGGUCAGCAAAGGGCAGAGGCCUGAAGUUAGGCAUCACAGGGUUCUCAGCUGGGCCUCUAAGACCCCCUCCUCCCACUUUGCAGAGAAAGGAGGCGGCUGCAGAGAAGAGGAUAUGAGCUCCGUUCUCUGCUCCUCCCUCUCCUUGCUUUUCCCCACACCCAUCUUCUCCCCCACAGCAGCCGUCUCCCCCACAGAGACUGGGAAGAGGGAGGAGGGCAGGAUUGGGCACUGAGGGAUCAGAAGCCCCACAGCGCCCUAUAUCUGAAGGAAGCUCUGGCCAGGGGAGCUGUGCUGGUUCAUGCUCACCACCUCAUGCUGCUUGUCCCCUCCAGCAUGAUGCUGGGGACUCUGGGCCUUUGCGUACUAUUUCCCACAGCUGUGCGAGGUAAGUGUCUACGGGGGGGUGCUUUUCACUCACCCACUGAGGGAAAGGGGGACUUGAAGCAGCAGCCACCCCUCUGGAAGAGUAAGUGGGGUGGGUGAGUGAGGGCAAAAAGUAGAUCCAUGUGUCCCCAUGGUGAGGUCAGGUUCCAGACCUCUGCUGACCCUGUUUCCUCUUACGGCAUUACCAUGAUGGCCCUGGGAUAUGAAACAUGUUUUGUGUCUCCUUUUUGGCUGCUGCUUUUGCCCCUGCAUUCACUCCCAUCUUGAACCUUCCCCUCUCCCCACCCUGGGCCACAGCACCCCCAAGCAGGCGGACCUGUGUGUUCUUUGAGGCCCCUGGAGUGCGGGGAAGCACAAAGACACUGGGGAAGCUGCUAGAUGCAGGACCAGGGCCUCCCAGGGUUAUCCGCUGCCUCUACAGCCGCUGCUGUUUUGGGAUCUGGAACCUGACCCAAGACCAGGCACAGGUGGAGAUGCAAGGAUGCCGAGACAGUGAUGAGCCAGACUGUGAGUCCCCGCACUGUGACCUGAGCCCCCGAGCCCACCCCAGCCCGAGGUCCACUCUCUUCACCUGCUCGUGUGGCACUGACUUCUGCAAUGCCAAUUACAGUCAUCUGCCUCCUCCAGGGAGCCCUGGGACUCCUGGCUCCAACACCGUCCCAGGCAAGUCCAUCUGGAUGGCGCUGGUACUGCUGGGACUAUUCCUGUUCCUCCUGCUGGGCAGCAGCAUCCUGGCCCUGCUACAGCGAAAGUCCUGCAGAGUGCUGGGUAGGUCAGCGCCAGAGCCAGAGCCAGAGCCAGAGCCAGAGCCAGAGCCAGAGCUGGAAUCAGGCAGGGACUGGAGUGCUGAGCUGCCUGAGCUGCCUGAGCUGUGUUUCUCUCAGGUCAUCUGGGAAGGAGGUCAUACAGUGGUGUGGGCUGGGCAGCUGCAAGGCAAACUGGUAGCCAUCAAGGCCUUCUCCCGGAGGGCUGUGGCCCAGUUCCAAGCCGAGAGAGCGUUGUACGAGCUGCCAGGCCUACAGCAUGACCACGUUGUCCGCUUUAUCACCGCCAGCAGAGGGGGCCCUGAGCCCCUGCCCUGUGGGCCCCUGCUAGUACUGGAAUUGCACCCGAAGGGCUCCCUGUGCCACUACUUAACCCAGCACACCAGUGACUGGGGAAGUUCCAUGCGGAUGGCACUGUCUCUGGCGCGGGGCCUGGCAUUCCUCCAUGAGGAGCGCUGGCAGGAUGGCCAAUAUAAACCAGGGAUCGCCCACCGAGAUCUGAGCAGCCAAAAUGUGCUCAUUCGGGAGGAUGGGUCAUGUGCCAUUGGAGACCUAGGCCUCGCCUUGGUGCUCCCUGGCCUCACCCAGCCUCCCACCUGGGCCCCUACUCAACCCCGAGGCCCUGCUGCCAUCAUGGAGGCUGGCACCCAGAGGUACAUGGCACCAGAGCUCUUGGACAAGACUCUGGACCUACAGGACUGGGGCACGGCCCUCCGUCAAGCCGAUGUGUACUCUCUGGCUCUGCUCCUCUGGGAGAUCCUGAGCCGCUGCCCAGAUCUGUGGCCGGACAGCAGACCACCACCCUUCCAGCUGGCCUAUGAGGCAGAACUGGGUAGCACUCCCAGCACCUGUGAGCUGUGGACCUUGGUGGUAGAGGAGAGAAGGCGGCCCUGCAUCCCGCCCACCUGGCAUGGCUUCACCACAGACCCUGGCGGCCUGAGAGAGCUGCUGGAGGACUGUUGGGAUGCGGACCCAGAAGCAAGGCUGACGGCAGCAUGUGCUCAGCAGCGUCUGGCCGCCCUGGCCCAUCCUCAGGAGGCCCACCCCUUCCCAGAGAGCUGUGCCCAAGGCAGCCCACCUCUCCGCCCAGAAGACUGCCUCUCAGGCUCUCCCCAUGGCCAUCCCCCCUUGUAGGCCUCAGUGGAACGUCUGCUACUUCAGCCUCCAGCAAGGCCUUUGUUCCGGGGGUCCUCCCACACUGUGUCUCACCUGUAAAUGUGCAACUUACGUAUAAUCUCUGUACGUGCAAACAUAAAUCUGGUGCUCCGAUGCCUGACUGCUGUGUCUCACCAUUGCCUUUCCAACCUGCCAGUUGCCUAGAUCCUUCUGUGGGUGUCUAGUAUAGGGCAGUCCCGAUCGGGGCCUGAGGGGUGGGUGUGCAUAGGAAAGAGAUAAAGUCAGCUUUAUCUCCCUGUCCUUGGGCCUUCCCCAUCUUCUGGGGAUCCUGGGCUCCUCCUGUCUCUCUUCUUUUCCUUCACUAUCAUAAGCCUACUU